Messenger RNA from Glycine soja, 1036 nucleotides. Its product is annotated as 50S ribosomal protein L10, chloroplastic-like. Gene Ontology annotation, molecular function: structural constituent of ribosome. The transcript has a single exon. Gene Ontology annotation, cellular component: large ribosomal subunit. The record is from RefSeq and is a predicted model, not a curated record. Bases 66 to 764 code for a protein of 232 amino acids. Gene Ontology annotation, biological process: translation. NCBI's taxonomy places the organism in Eukaryota, Viridiplantae, Streptophyta, Magnoliopsida, Fabales, Fabaceae.
AUAAGAUAAGCCAAACACUCCACACUUUCAUCCAUCUUUACUCUCUCUUUCCCCUAAUUCCGACCAUGGAAGCCACGGCCUCCGCAAUGAGCUUCGCCCUUCCCUCAACAAAAGCCCAAGCCCAAGCCCAACUCCUGACCCGGCCCACCAAUCCAUUCACCAUUCCCUCCCGCAGCCCAGCCCACCGCCCCCCGCCGCGCCUCCCCACCAUCCGCGCCGCAAUUCCCCGCACAAAGAAAGAGGCAACGGUGGAGACUGUGCGGGAGCAGCUCGAGAACUGUUACCUCCUCGCCGGCAUCAACUACAAGGGCUUCACGGUGAAGCAGUUCCAGGAGCUUCGAAAGACGCUCCCAGAAACAACGAAACUGAUCGUGGCGAAGAACACGCUCGUUUACAAGGCCGUGGAAGGCACGCCCUGGGAGACGCUGAAGCCCUGCAUGAAGGGCAUGAACGUGUGGCUCUUCGUCCACACCGAGGAGAUCCCUUCCGCCAUCAAGCCCUACAGGAACUUCCAGAAGGAGAAGAAGCUCGAGGACAACGACUUCACCGGCGCCGUUUUCGAAGGCAAGUUUUACGGCCCCGAUGAGGUUAAGAACCUCGAAUCCUUGCCCACGCGCGCUGAGAUUUACGCCACCCUUUUGGGGGCUUUGAAGAGCCCUGCUUCCGCUCUUGUUGGCACUCUUCAGUCUCCUGCUAGGGAACUUGUUACGGUUCUCAAGGCGCAUAUUAAGAACCUUGAAGAACAACAAGGUGUUGCGCAAUAGAUACCAAUAGGUGUGUAGCCUUGUUUAUGUGUUUUCUUUAUUGCAUUUCAGUUGUUCUUUGUUUCCUUAUUUGUCUAUGGAUGUGUAGAUUAUUAUUAUUAUCAUGUGUUUUCUUGUGAAGAAAAAAAAAUGUAGAAUGGUGCCUAGGAAUUGGGAAUGCUGGAAAAUCUGUUCCCUUUGAAUCAUGCUAUUUCACUAUUUAUUGGUUAUUAUGCGCACACACUAUGGUGAUUGGAGUGCUGGGAAUCAUUCUGGACAUUGAAGUUCAUUUU